Messenger RNA from Phragmites australis (common reed), 1041 nucleotides. Its product is annotated as probable FAD synthase. The coding region runs from base 125 to 895 and encodes 256 amino acids. Gene Ontology annotation, biological process: FAD biosynthetic process. NCBI's taxonomy places the organism in Eukaryota, Viridiplantae, Streptophyta, Magnoliopsida, Poales, Poaceae. Gene Ontology annotation, molecular function: FMN adenylyltransferase activity. The transcript has 7 exons. The record is from RefSeq and is a predicted model, not a curated record.
CGCGCCUCCAGACUUCACCGCGUCGCCGCGCUGGUGGAUCGACCGACCAACCGCGCCUGUCUUGCUCGCGUUCCGAUCGUUUUUUUCCCGCAGGCCGCGCGCAGCAGCGAUCGCAGCGCGGUAGAUGGAGAUCGAGCGGGCGGUGCGGGGGAGCAACGACGCCCGGCUGCGCGCCAAGUACGACGCCGCCGUCGACGUCAUCCGCCGAGCCUUCGCGCUCUACCCGUUUGAGGAACUCGCCUUCAGCUUCAACGGCGGCAAAGAUUCAACUGUGCUGUUGCAUUUGCUUCGGGCUGGCUACUACCUUCACAGAGCCGGUUCAGGCGAUGUAGACAGGACGGAUCGUACCGUUCAAAACUGCCCAAUGCGGACCAUCUACUUCGAGGACCCCAAUACUUUUCCUGAGAUCGAUUCGUUCACGUAUGAAACAGCAUCGACCUACGGUUUGCCACUUGGAACUAUUAGGACAAAUUUUAAGUCUGGCCUAGAAGCCCUGCUUAAGGAGAAGCCUACCAAAGCAAUCUUCCUUGGCACAAGAGACGGCGAUCCGAAUGCGGUUGGUCAGCAACAGUUCUCCCCUAGUUCACCUGGCUGGCCUCCUUUCAUGAGGGUGAACCCUAUCUUGGAUUGGUCCUACAGCGAUGUUUGGUCUUUCCUGUUAACUUGCAAGGUCAAAUACUGCAGCCUCUAUGAUCAAGGGUACACUUCUAUUGGGAGCAUGCAUAGCACAGUUCCAAACGAACUUCUGCGUGAUGGCUCAGGCGGGUUUAGACCGGCAUAUACGCUGUCAGAUGGGAGGCUUGAAAGGGCUGGUAGAGCAAAGAAGACUGGGAGGGAGAAUGUUUCAGCCAAUGGCACGAGCAGUAACGAGACACGGCAAAUGAGUAGAUUGUAGAAAGCAAUAGCCACUGCAAAUAUAGUCGUUUUUUCUUCCUUGCGUCAAAUUGGUUUCGACAAAUUUUGUGUAAAGAAUGGCAGCUCUAUGCCCGAUUACCCCACGUGAAUAUUUAUAUAUACACAAUAGAGAUUCCUAAAAGCUAC